GCGGAGUCAGGGAGGCGGGACGCGGCGGCACGGGCGCUCGGGGACCCUUUUAAGCGGCCGAGGUUUGCGCCAAACUUUCAUUCAUAACUGCGAGGCAGUGAUCAAGGGAGUGAGACACGCAGUGUGUGCCGGAGCAAGAUGCGGAUCCUGUUCGUAUUACUAGUCAGCUCCUGCGGCUUCGCACACGCGGUUAACAGCGCGGCCGAGACCAAAGUGCAGGACCUGCUGGACACCUACCACGCGCGCGCGCAGGUCCUCUACAACAUCAACACGCUCAAGGCCUGGGCCUACUCCACCAACAUCACCGACCACAACAGCAAAGAGGCGGCCGAUGCACAGCUGGAGGUGACGAGGUACCAGACGGAGGUGUACGAGGAGGCGCAGAAGUACCGCGGGGCGCAGCUGUCGCCAGGGACCAGUAGGCUGCUCAGAAUGGCGUUCCAGGCCCAGCUGGAGGAGGAGGACGCCAAGGCGCUGACGCAGAUCUCGAGCAACAUGUCUUCCAUCUACGGCCGCGGGACGGUGUGUCUCGGGGCGCAGGAAGGCGAGCAGUGCGAGAAUCUGGAGCCAGGUCUAACGCGCGUCAUGGGGGCCUCCAGAAACUACACCGAACUGAGUUACGUGUGGGAGAGCUGGAGGACGCGCGUCUCCAGGAAGAUCAGGCCCUUCUACCUGCAGUACAUGUCUCUGAUCAACAAGCACGCUCGCCUCAACAAUUACACGGACGCCGGCGAUCUCAUGAGGAAGAAGUACGAGACCGACACAUUCGAGCAAGACAUGCUGGCCCUUUACGAGGAGCUGGACCCCCUGUACCGCCUGGUCCACGCCUACGUCAGGAAGAAGCUGCGGCAGGUGUACGGCGACCAGGUGAUUCCACCAAGAGGGCCAUUGCCUGCCUGCGUCCUGGGGGACAUGUGGGGAAGGUUCUGGACGAAUCUUUACCCCGAGUUGGUUCCAUACCCAGAGCAGCCUGACAUCGACGUCACGCAGACCAUGCAGGACGGCGGGUACAACGUCACCCACAUGUUCAAGUUAGGGGAAGAAUUUUUCACUUCGAUGGGGCUGAAGCCGCUGCCGGCGACCUUCUGGAACCUGUCCAUGCUGGAGCGCCCCGAGGGUCGCAGCGUCCAGUGCCACGCCACCGCCUGGGAUUUCUACGAUUCUAAGGACUUCAGGAUCAGAAUGUGUUCAGAGGUCAACUUCGAGAACCUUGAGACGAUCCAUCACGAGCUCGGUCACGUCCAGUACUUCAUGCAGUACGCUCACUUGCCUCUGACCUACAGAGACGGCGCCAACGACGGCUUCCACGAGGCCAUCGGGGAACUGAUGUCCAUGUCCAUGUCGACGCCAAAGCAUCUCGCGGAGAUCGGCCUGCUGCAGGAGGUUCCCGAGAGCGAGGAGCUGGGCAUCAAUUUCCUGAUGCGGACGGCGCUGAAGAGCGUCACCACGCUGCCCUUCCACCUCGUCAACGACCUCUGGCGGUGGAGGCUCUUCAGGGGCGAGUAUGACACGGAGGAGGCGAACGAAGAGUUCUGGAAGCUUAAAGAGCAGUACCUGGGCGUGGUUGCGCCGGUGCCCCGGGCCAAGGACGACCUGGACCCGGUCUCCAUCUUCCACAUCGCCACCGGGUACGACAUGAUCCGGUACUUCACCCGCACUGUGCUGCAGUUCCAGUUCUUCGAGACGCUGUGCAGGGCGGCGAACCACCAGGGGCCGCUCCACACCUGCGACUUCUACGGGUCGAAGGAGGCCGGGGACCUGCUCGCGAGGAUGCUGUCCCUGGGAUCGUCGCAGCCGUGGCAGGACGUGCUGCAGGUGAUGACUGGCGAGAGGAGGAUGACGGCGCGGCCGCUGCUCGACUACUUCCGCCCGCUGAAGGAGUGGCUGGAGGAGGACAACGCCAGGGACGGCGACGGCGUCGGCUGGGGCGACUCUUGGAAGCAGACGCCAGGUGCGUCCGGAGCGCCCCGCGCGGCGACGCCCCUCAGCCUUUGGGCCGUUCCGCUCAUGGCCCUUAUGUGGCGGCCGUAGGCGAGGCGCCCCCGAACGCCAGGCGGCCCCGGCGUCGAGUGCGCGUGGCAGCUCCUGGCUCUGGCCUGUACUUACGAGACAUUCAUCAGGAAGUGUUCAGGUCUCACGGGCUGGGCUCGGAAGCGCUUCUGCAC
Molecule: messenger RNA, 2165 nt
Organism: Penaeus indicus
Lineage: Eukaryota; Metazoa; Arthropoda; Malacostraca; Decapoda; Penaeidae
Product: angiotensin-converting enzyme-like
Exons: 17
Coding region: 139-2031 (630 amino acids)
Biological process (GO): proteolysis
Cellular component (GO): plasma membrane
Molecular function (GO): metallopeptidase activity; peptidyl-dipeptidase activity
Source: RefSeq, a predicted model, not a curated record